Asparagus officinalis (garden asparagus) is the source of this 1157-nucleotide messenger RNA. Its product is annotated as probable WRKY transcription factor 49. The coding region runs from base 68 to 904 and encodes 278 amino acids. The record is from RefSeq and is a predicted model, not a curated record. The transcript has 3 exons. Gene Ontology annotation, biological process: regulation of DNA-templated transcription. Lineage: Eukaryota; Viridiplantae; Streptophyta; Magnoliopsida; Asparagales; Asparagaceae. Gene Ontology annotation, molecular function: sequence-specific DNA binding; DNA-binding transcription factor activity.
AGUGCGCUAGCUAGCAAACGCGUAACUAGAAGAUGCUCGUUCCUUAAUAAUUCUCCUGUCAUCUUCAAUGGAGGAAAUUGAAUCAGAGAGCAACUGGUUGCGAGAGCUUGAAGAUGAGCUCUCAAAGGAUGCCGAAAUAUUCUCAGAAGCCAUUGAUGCUCCUCAAGAGUCCGUUGUGAUCAACAAGCUCGUCUCCGCUGUGUAUUCCGGUCCGACUAUAAGUGAUAUUGCAAAUGCAUUGGCUUUGAGCUAUGAAGGCCAGAGCAAGAUACAACCCAUAUUUUCGGUACCAGAUAAGGGACAUGGGAAGAUAGAGAACAAGUAUACGCUCAAGAUUAAGAGCUGUGGAAAUGGACUUGCAGAUGAUGGCUACAAGUGGAGGAAAUAUGGGCAGAAAUCCAUCAAAAAUAGUCCCAAUCCAAGGAGUUAUUAUAGGUGCACAAACCCCAGAUGCAAUGCCAAGAAACAAGUGGAAAGAUCCACAGAAGACCCAGAAACCCUGAUCGUCACCUACGAAGGACUCCACCUCCACUACACAUACUCUCACUUCCUACUAUCGCGGCCACAAAACGCUCUCCACAUACCAAAGAAGCAAAAGAUCCAAACUAGUAACUCGCAGCAAAAAAUCAAUGAAGAGGAUAAUCCGCAGCCAAAAGGACUUACGGAAAAUAGAGAGGAGAGGGAACAGCAAGAUAUAAUGCUACAAGAGGAGCAGACUCAGACUUCACAAGGAUUGUUGGAAGACAUUGUGCCUUUGUUCGUGAGGAAGCCGUUGAGCUCAAUCACAUACACAGAUGAGGCUUCUUUCUCCUCUCAAGACUCGUCACCUUCAUGCUCUUCAUCGUUUUCUUGGUCUCCCACUGAUUUUUACUUUGAUGUGGGCAUACUGUCAAGCAUCAUUUGAAAGAGAAUUUGGUAGGAAAAAAAAGGGAUAAAGGGUGUGAUAUAUUUUGUCUAAAUAUUUGGUAUUAGACUUACUUUUCAUCAAUAGACCAAAUAAUGCUUGAGCUUGUACACAAGAUGUGGUUUGUGAAACAAAGAUUAUAUGUGUAAUAUACGUCAAAUUAAAGACUUUCUAUGUAAUUCAGGCACUACGUCGUGUAUUCUUUGUGCGAAAAGCUCUGUUAUUGAUUUUCGCUGAAACGAGUAAUAUUUAA